Molecule: messenger RNA, 2874 nt
Organism: Sinocyclocheilus anshuiensis
Lineage: Eukaryota; Metazoa; Chordata; Actinopteri; Cypriniformes; Cyprinidae
Product: transmembrane 9 superfamily member 1-like
Exons: 9
Coding region: 86-1915 (609 amino acids)
Biological process (GO): protein localization to membrane
Cellular component (GO): membrane
Source: RefSeq, a predicted model, not a curated record
UGAUAUUACACAUACGAGAGUGCUGUUGACUGGAUUUUGAAAAGAAAGAAGCGAUUCUGAGGAAGCAUCUGAAACAGGUGUUGUCAUGACAGCAAGACUGGAAUGUUCAGGCCCGUGUGUCGCUGGUCGAUCCAUGAGGCUCUGUGUGCUGAUUCUGUGCUUGCUGCCUCGCUUUGGCUGGGCAGUCAGUUACAAACAAGGCGAUCUGGUGAUCCUGUACGUUAACAAAGUUGGUCCGUAUCACAACCCCCAGGAAACCUAUCACUAUUACACCCUGCCAGUCUGUAGACCUAAAGAGGUCCGUCAUAAAGCCUUGAGUCUGGGAGAGGUGUUGGAUGGAGACCGUAUGGCUGAGUCUCUUUACAACAUCCGUUUCAAGGAAAACACUGAGAGACAGAUGCUGUGCAAGCUCACUCUCUCUGAGAAAGAGGUUGAUCAGUUGCGAGAGGCGAUCGAGGAGCUGUAUUACUUCGAGUUUGUCCUAGAUGACAUUCCCAUCUGGGGUUUCGUGGGAUACAUGGAAGAGAGUGGAUUCCUACCUCACAGCCACAAGGUGGGGUUGUGGACACACUUGGAUUUCAAUAUAGAGUACAACGGCGACUCUGUGAUCUUCGCCAACGUGUCUGUGAAGGACGUGAAGCCGGAGCCAUUAGAGGAAGGCGGGGGAGGGGCAGGCCAUGGUGUCGGCAGCGGUGGUCUGACGGUCACUCAUACCUACAGCGUGCGCUGGUUUGAGAGUACGUUGCCCCAUUCGCGCAGGGCGGAGCGCCUUAGAGACUAUUCCUUCUUUCCUAAGACUCUGGAAAUCCACUGGCUGUCCAUCAUCAACUCACUAGUGCUGGUGGUGCUGCUGCUGGGCUUCGUCAUCAUCAUUCUCAUGAGGGUGCUGAAGAACGACUUCGCCAGGUAUAAUGUAGAGGAAGAUGGCAGCUGUGACGACAUGGAUCAGGGGGAUAACGGAUGGAAAAUCAUCCACACAGAUGUCUUUCGCUUCCCACCAUAUAAGAGCCUCCUGUGUGCUGUAUUAGGGGUCGGGGCGCAGUUUCUGACUCUGGCCACAGGAAUCAUUGUCAUGGCACUGCUGGGGAUGUUUAACGUCCAUCGUCAUGGUGCCAUAAACUCGGCAGCGAUUGUAUUGUACGCUCUAACCAGCUGUGUGUCAGGUUACUGUUCCUGCAGCUUCUACACACAGAUUCAGGGCCAGCGCUGGGUCUGGAAUAUUAUCCUCACCUCCGCGCUCUUCUCUGCCCCUCUCUUUUUCACCUGGAGUGUGGUGAACUCUGUUCACUGGUGGAGUGGAUCGACUCAGGCCCUGCCUGCCACCACUGUGCUUCUGCUGCUUGGUGCCUGGGUGCUGGUGGGUUUCCCCCUCACCGUCAUUGGUGGAAUCGUUGGAAAGAACAGAGCAGGCAACUUCCAGGCCCCGUGUCGCACACGUAACAUACCUCGCCAGAUCCCCCAGCAGCCCUGGUACAAACACACGGCUGUGCACAUGGCCAUCGGAGGCUUCCUGCCUUUCUCAAAAAUUAUUAUUAUUAUUAUUAUUAUUUUUUUUUUUACAUUUAAGAAAACAUUUUUAUUAUAUUAUAAUAUCCUGUUGUGUGUGUUUGCCAUCCUGCUCUCAGUGGGCGCCUGCAUCUCUGUGGCCCUCACCUACUUCCUGCUCUCAGGCGAGGACUACCGCUGGUGGUGGAGAAGUGUUCUUAGUACCGGCUCCACUGGCAUCUUUAUAUUUGUUUACUCUCUCUUCUACUACCACAAUCGCUCCAACAUGAGCGGCCUUGUACAGAGCAUUGAAUUCUUCGGAUAUUCCUUGCUCACUGCGUUUGUUUUCUCGCUCAUGCUGGGAACGGUCUCCUUCUGGGCUUCUCUGGCUUUUAUUCGUUACAUCUACCGUAGCCUUAAGAUGGACUGAGUUUGUUUCCUCUCAAGCUGAGCCCCUCAAAUGGGGAAGAGACUCAUGGACCAGGUCCUCAUGGAACCCUGCAUGUGCAGGUUUUGUGUUGCUGAAGUAUCAAACUAUCAAAGCUGUUUCUGAUGCCAGUCUUAAAAGGAAGGGAAUAGACAAUGUGACUGACUAAAGACUAAUUUUAUUUUAUUUUGCUCACCAACACCCUGACACUUAAUUCACAUAGAUAUAUAUAUAGUUGCUAGAUUAUAUGCACAUCAAAUACAGACGUAUUUGAGAGUCAUUUUGGAUCGUUUGUGCGGAAUUGGAAAGCUUUUCAUACUUCAAAUGUUGCAUACCAAGUAUCCAAGACUUGAAAGUUCCGUUUUGGAUUUUGUUAAUGUAGUGAACAUGACUAAAAUGAUUAAAUGUCAGUUUCAAAACAUAAUGGGAAAGAAUCAGAGGCCUUCAUACGUAUCUAUCAUUUCAAAAGACCAUUGAGGAGAUAAAGCACUUAUAUGUACUGUAGAUGGGUUUACUUGAUGAUUAUAGGUGGAUGUUGGUUAUAUGGAAGGAUAUUAUAAUAUUUGAGGUAAAGAGAUGUGUCAUAUUGUUUUCAAAGGGUGCCGUAUACACAUUUUGACCAAAAGAGCAAUUUUGGAGUGAAGAUUUAACAUGAGCAAGCUGAAGAAAUGAAGAAUUGAUUAUGGAAGCAAUACCAUGCUCUAAAGUCGCCAUCAACUGUGAUCUGUUGAAAUGUAAAUAUACUGUUUUCAAUAAAGUCACUUUUAUUACGGUUAGAGAAAUAAAUGUGGGUGAAAUGCAACAACGCUGGUGUCUAUCAUAUAAAUGUAAAUUGAAAAUGGCUGUGUAAAUUGAUUUCAAGCUCACUCUCAAACAUGUCUUGCCCUUUUGACCCUUGUUCUUAUACACCAGUGUUUCCCAACCUUUUUUUAGUCGUGGCACCCUUUGGAAAUUUUAACAAC